Ceratina calcarata is the source of this 2083-nucleotide messenger RNA. RefSeq lists its product as uncharacterized. Gene Ontology annotation, cellular component: late endosome membrane; lysosomal membrane; plasma membrane. Gene Ontology annotation, biological process: establishment of protein localization to organelle. The record is from RefSeq and is a predicted model, not a curated record. The transcript is spliced from 11 exons. NCBI's taxonomy places the organism in Eukaryota, Metazoa, Arthropoda, Insecta, Hymenoptera, Apidae. The coding region runs from base 91 to 2022 and encodes 643 amino acids.
UUCAUAGCGAAAUACGGCUGGUAUUGAGUUAGCAAACGAAUAGUUUAGAUCAUUAAUGCGAUAAACCGCGCUCACAAGUGCGAAGUGAUCAUGAAUCUGUGGCGUGUGGUAUUCACGUUUCUCUCCGUCUUUAUUCUCUCCGCGUCAUGCCGCGGUGCCUUCGAUUUUCGGCAACCGGGAAUUCCGAUCAAUACGUUAGCUCAACAUCUACGUACAAAUAUUGCUGUGCCGUUGGAGAACAGCAAUGACGAUGAAAAACCGGCGUCGAAGUAUAUGUACACUGUAUCUGAUGAAAAGAGAAUGUGCACUUUGGCGAACAUGAUAAUUACCAUUUCGGUACCUUACGAAAAAAAGGAAAAGAAGAAUGUGCAGGCAACGUUAACCGUUCCGGCUAAUGCUCAAGUUACUGGCACUUGUUCACCUAUACUGUCAGAAAUGACGUUAACUUGGAAGGAGCCAGAGAAGGCGGUAAAGGAAGAAGAUCCACCAAAGGAAGAGAACAAAGACAACACGAUUAGAUUUACAUUCCUCAACGAUCAUACCAGUUUCUCGGUUUUUUCAGUCGACGUAAACAUUUAUCUGGACAAUAAGAAUUUCCCUAGUAAAACGGAUGAAGUUAACUGGUAUAAUAAAACAUCGGAAAAUGAUCUUCGGUUAUUCACUGCACCUUUGUUAAAAGGAAUACAUACAUGCGAUAAAGAGAUAAAAUUUAAAGUCAAGGAGGCAGAAGUAACUAUAAAAAAUGUUAAGUUGAUUGCAUUUAAUACCGACAAGGACGGCAACUCACACGACAAGGAAGUAAAAUGUGACGAACAGGACAAGUCUAAAACAUUCAAUUAUGUCAUAAAGGAUAAAAAUGACGCAGUGUGUUUGUUGGCAAAGAUGUCAAUUUCUUUAAACGUACCCUACAAAACGAAGGAUAAUAAGCAAGCCAGCAAAACCAUAAGUAUUCCAAAUGAUGCUAAAAUCAGUGGAACUUGUGAGUCGAAUUUAUCUAAAAUGAAAUUAACUUGGAAACCGAAAGGUGAAUCGACAUUCGACUUUCCAAAUGAAAAUGAAAUUGAGUUUUACUUUAAGAGAGAAGAGACGAAGGCCUAUCUCCAGCAAGUAAUGUUUAAGAUUAAAUUGGAUAAAGAAAACUUCCCAGAUUCCAUCGACGACAAGGCAGUAAGUUACGGAUCAUCAGACGUAUUGUCCACAUCCGCGAAAAACGGAAUGUAUAGUUGCGUAGAUGAAAUUUCAGUAAACAUUAUGGACACCGAAGUAAUCAUAAAAGAUGUUCUCCUAGUCGCGUUCGAUGUUCAAGAAAGUUUCAAUUCGAAAAAAGUAACGGAGUGCCCACCUAGUUUAGAACCUUCCUUCAAAAAAUACAAGUACGUCGUCGCUGAUAAGAAUAAUCCAACCAAAGCGUGUAUCGCAGCAAAUAUGACAGUGUCUAUGACAGUACCUAACAAGGAAAAUGACAAAGAGGGGGAAAAAACUAUAUUGGUGCCAAAUAAUGCCCAGCCAUCGGGUGAGUGCGAGGAUGUAUCCUCGACGAUGACAUUAACAUGGUCGAAAACAACUACAUAUGCACAAGACACGUCGAAUUCAAUUACAUUCAGUUUCAAAAAAAAAGAAAGUGAAUAUUUCCUCGAGGGUGUUUGCAUAAAUUUAGCAUCGAAUAAAGACAAAUUCUACGACUCUCCAUCGUGUACUAAUGGUAAGAAGACGGAUCUUCACGAAUUUUCUGCGCCUUUAAGCCAUUUGUACAAAUGUGAUGAAGAAACUAGUAUUGAAGUAGAUAAAGUGAAGCUAAAGAUCAGCAACAUUGCUCUGAUCGCGUUCAAUACCAAGGACAGCCUUGACAAAAUAGAAGUGAAGAAUUGUCCCAAACCAGAAGAGCCAGAAGAACUAGAAGAGUCAAACGUUGGAGCGAUAGUGGGUGGCGUGAUAGGAGGUUUAGCUGCCCUUGCAUUAAUCAUAUUUUUAGCCAUAAUGUGUAAAAGAAGAAGCAAUGUUGUGAAUCGCACUUAUGGAUAAAAUUAUGUAACGCCACUCCUGUUGUAUAUCAAACGAAUAAAUCAGUUUUCAGUUUGUUUAA